Dicrocoelium dendriticum is the source of this 237-nucleotide messenger RNA. Lineage: Eukaryota; Metazoa; Platyhelminthes; Trematoda; Plagiorchiida; Dicrocoeliidae. The record is from the annotation of a GenBank genome assembly.
AUGCAGAUCAUUCGUUCUUCCUUUUUGGCGUUUUCUGCGCAUGUUUUCCUACUUUCUCGUCUCUACAUGCCCCAACCCUCCCCUUCGAUCGACUGGCCCACACGAGCAAUGUUUUCGAGGACCCUGCCACGAACGCUGGUCGUUUCUUCGCUGGACGAGUGUCGCUUCUCCGCGGGACGAGGGUCGCUUCUUCGCGGGACGAGGGUCGCUUCUCCACGGGACGAAGUUCGGUUCUCC